AUGCCCAGAAAAUAUCACCAGUCAGAUGGCAACUAUUUCAGAGUGAAAGGCCACAGCUAUUUUGCAGCAGAAGAAGCUCUUGGAAUUGGAAUUUUCAUUGUGGUGCUGGCAAUUUUACUUAUCUUUGGCUGCUGGUACUACAAAAGACGCAGCGGCUACAAAAGUCUGCGGAGCAAAACCCCCAGCGUGGGCACAGUGCGAACCGAGGUGGGAGAGGGAGCAGCCCUGGACUGCAAGAUGCCCCUGCGGGAGUACAGAGACCUCAGCCCUGCGGUACCUGAUGCUCCACCAGCAUAUGACAAAAUUGCAGCAGAAAAUUCGCCACCACCUUAUUCACCAUGA
This is a messenger RNA of Tinamus guttatus (white-throated tinamou), 342 nucleotides long. It is a transcript of the gene MLANA, whose product is annotated as melan-A. The record is from RefSeq and is a predicted model, not a curated record. Gene Ontology annotation, cellular component: melanosome; trans-Golgi network; endoplasmic reticulum membrane. NCBI's taxonomy places the organism in Eukaryota, Metazoa, Chordata, Aves, Tinamiformes, Tinamidae.